AUGAUUGCAUUUGUUCUGAUCUCCGCAGUAGUAUCAGUAUCUUCCCUACCAUUGAAUGAUUUACAGUACCUACACAACAUUAGCUUGAAGUAUGACGGUAACAAUCUUCAAAACUUAGAUACCAUUGAUACGCUAUCCGAUGUUCCACCAGAGAUGGCUCAGUCACUUAAAGAUGCGAUUCUCUCAGCCUUACCUUCGUACUUACAGGAAGUUCAGAAAACUGGAGCUAAGACUACAACUGCAUCUUCAUCUUCAACAACUCACAAUCCCCCAACAUCCACGAAUGGACAUAGCACUAUUAUGCCCGCUCUCAAUCGGUAUCAACGUGAUACCUCUUCAUCAGCACCGGAACACGAAAUCCAUUCUGAUACAACAAGCCAAGAUCAUCCUGUAUCACAGGAUAAUCACGGAACACACAACGACGAGCACAAUACCACACAUAAUGCUGGAGACACUCUUCAGAAAACGACUACGUCGAUCUCCUCACAUUCAUCAUCUCCACUACCCACGCCACCCCCAGUUGUAGAGACCUCUGGUUCAACCACCCAUCCAACGGAGACGACAACUGACUUUUGGAGCAGAACUGAUCUCGUUCAUUUCCAUGUUGAUAUCGAUAUGCCAGGUGAUGCCACAAUGAUUCCUCUAGACGGACCACUGCCGCACUAA
Molecule: messenger RNA, 666 nt
Organism: Auanema sp. JU1783
Lineage: Eukaryota; Metazoa; Nematoda; Chromadorea; Rhabditida; Rhabditidae
Source: the annotation of a GenBank genome assembly